GGCAAUGGGCGUCGUCAGAGAACCACCGUGAGAUGGCCGCUUGUGUGUUGUUAAUGUUGGUGAAAUAUGGCGUAUAUAAGCGGGUAUCGUUCCCGCUUUACGGCAGUUUAAGUAUUCGGUCACGAGAAUCAAGAUGGAAACGUCUACAUCAUUACAGACGGGUUUUCAACGCAAAGUUGGUAUAACGGCGACAGUGUUAUUAAAACGUGAUGCACAUGACGGUAACUUCAGACAGGCAUGACAGAGCACUUGUGGGAAGUUCACAGAAGGCAGGAAAUGCGAGUUAAAUCACAUGAGACUGAAACCUUCAGAUUUGGAGUAGACUGAAAAGUGCAAUCACGCAAAGCAAAUCCAUUUCAUACUUUUCGACGUGAAAAGUCUACGGAGAGAAGCGUGAUGCUGAAGAGGCUUGAUCUAGGGACUAUCCUUGUGAACUGAAGAGGCUUCUCAGUAUGCACGGUUUUCCUGUCAUGCAGGUGGUGGAAUACCGCGUGCCCGAGGAGGCACAACCAAUUCCUCCCGUGUUGCGACGGUCCUGUUGGUUCCGGAAGUACGUUUUUCUGUGUACUGCGUGCGGCGGACUGGCAGUUCUGCUAGGGGCUCUGUUCCUUACGGUGUACUUCAUGCUGCGCUCCUACACAUCGUCGCUGAACUACUUCGAGACAGUUCCGACCUACGUUCCCGCGGCAAUGCUGAUAGUGACUGGUCUGAUUGUCAUGUGUUUGGCUGGAAGAAGAAACCGUUAUGGAUACCUGAUCAAGUUAUGUGGUGGUUGCUGUUUGGGCUGCGCAGUGCUGUGUGUGAUUGUCACAAUCACCACGACAGUGAUCCACAUGAACAGGCUGCAGAUGCUGAGAGAGUGCGUCUACACGAGGAUGACGCAGACUUGCACGUGUUAUCCCGUGUCAAUGGAAUCUGCAACAACGGCAAGAGCUACUUCUGACAUCGUCCACUACGUGUUCAACUCGACUCCAGACUGUGAGGUGAUUCAUGGUGCCCUCUAUUCUUGCCUUCGUGCCAUGUUUGGUCUGUCGGUCAUUGGAAUUCUUGUCUGUAUUUUCUCCUGUAUGCUCAUCUACCAGUUACUAAGCCAUGAAAAGAAGAAAAUGUACUGGGAACAACUGGAGAUGAGAUGCCGAUAUCUGUAUCGUCAACAACGAAAUCCACAUCAUUGUGCUUGCUGUGAUGAGUGCCAAUAUCCACCCCCACAUCAGCUCUUUCCAUGGGAAGUCAUGGAUGAUAGGUACUGGACACCUGGCAGGAUUGGUAACCUCUACUCUCCAAACCCUGGAGAGGAUACCGGAGCUGUGAACAUGGGAACGCAGAGGUUACGUGGGCAGGAGCGUACAUCAUCAGGAUGGAGCUGGCGUAGAUUGCCGUGGUCACGGGGAUCAAGCACUAAUACUGGACCAGUACCUGACCACUCGCAUAGAGAGGGGCCGGGAAGUGGUGUACAAAAUUGCCGACAUGCAACCAGCAGUCCAGAUAGCCAGUAUGGUUUCAGUAGUCAUCCAGCACCAGUGGAAGGUACUUCCCCAUCUGUUCCUGCUAAUGUGGAAGGUAAUCCUAAUUCAUAUAUCAGAGAUCCUCAUGGAGACCCAGUUAUAUCCCAUCCGCCAGGAAGCUUUACUGGUCCCAGAACUUUGGGGCCAUUUGUAACUGAAGGAAGUAUGAAGGCCAUUCAGCAACCACAGGGCUAUGCCCAGCAAUACUACAUGUGGGGACCGCCCCCUCCAUAUUCCAAUCCUCACUCUGGGAACAACUCGCAUUGCAAUAGUCCUGCAAGACGGGAGCCUAUAAUGAACUUACUUCAAGGACAUCCAGGGCCAACAGGCAAUAUUACAACUGGAAGUCCGUCUCGGUUACAUUAUCAACACCAUCAUCAUUUACACCAUCAUCACCAUCAUUGUCAGAUGAAUCAGCAAGGUGCCAAUAGGGGUGUUCCAGUGGCUGCUGAUGACCAAAGUGUAAUGUCAGGACAAGGUGGUCUCCUGAAGAACUUGCAGCGGCACCGAGGGGGUGUACGGAGAUUCCAGGACCAGAGAAGGUUUGAUGAGUUCUCAUCUUCAUCAGGUGAUGGUGUGAUCAACGUCAGUGAUGGUGAUAAAAGUGUGAUUGUUGAGAACUAUGUGAAUACAAGUGAAGCUGAAAUUGCAACAUCAGGUGAAGUUACUACAAGCGAAAACAAUACUGAUUCUUCUGUCAGUAAAGACAGAGUUAGCAACACGCUACCCGCAAGGAAGACUAAGAAGCGCAUUGAUAUAUCUUCAGUAAAAUCUGUAGGAAAUAUUCCUUACUCUUCAGAACAUCAAGUUGGAAGUCCAAAAACAUCACCAAGCCAUUUCAACAGCGGAAAUAAUCCAAAUGAUGUUAGUGGUAAUGGCAGUGGUGGUGGUUGUGGUGGAAAUGGAGGUGGGAGUUUUCCUAGGACAAAUGUUCAGGUUCUGUUUGGGCAACAGGGCUGUCAACUUUUAGACCAUUAUCAUAACACUAACCAUGAUGAUGCAUUGUCAGCAGAAGACACACAAUUGGUAGCAGAGAAGUAUCCUCAUUCAUUACCAUCGAGUUCAGCACUAGUGAGGGGAAAGGACGGGACAGUUAGUGGCGUUCCGCCUGGCGGUAUGUCUCCUCGAAUGAGGUACAUGUCACAUUUGCAAGGUGUAACAAAUGCAGCCUUUCAAGGACAAGAAGUUCUUGAGCUUCAGGAGCAACAGGAACAGAUUCUGCAUGGCAGAAAUGAGCCAACAGAAUCAGAAGUUUAUUUUGCAGAUGUAUCAUCUUGCUGUAAUGUUUCAGUAAGAAAUGAUGGAUCACUGUAUGAUGAAGCUCUUGACCCACAAAAGCACAGGCUGAUGAUGAUAAAUAAAGGAGAAGAACCAGGCAUUUCAACAUCUGGUGGGCAUUUCCAGAGGUUACCAGAGUCCUACCAGAUGUACCAUCACCAGAGAAGACUUCUUCAAGCUGAGGUUAUGAAUUCUUCAGGAAGUAGUCAUCAGUUUCAAAGACUUCCUUUGCAAGAAGGUGUAAUCAUGACAGAUAAAGGACACCAACAUCAUCACAGACUGAUAUCAGAAGGCAGUGCUUUAGUUGUGACUUGUGAGGAACAAGAACUUACUAGUAAUUGUUUUAGCUAUCAAAGACAAUCAUCAAACCGAAACCGUUUACCAUUUCCUUUACCACAUCAUCAUCUAUCAGAGCAAGAUUCUUCAACAGUUGAAGAAGAUGUGCAAGAAGGUAUAGGAUGUAAAAAUUUAGUUACUACCAAUAGAGAAUGUAUAGAUGCCGAGAGCAUGAGGAAAAUGUGCGCGCUAAAUAACGCAAGAUCCGAUAUCCCCAAAGAUCCUGCACAGCAAAGUUUAGUAGCGUCAAGCAAUAGCAGUGCCACACCAUCAGCAGACAAUAAUGACGUAGCUUUCGUGUCACCCAUGUCAGUUUCCGCAUCUUCGCCUGGUAGUUUUCCAACAGAAGAACUUGAGAAUUGUGGAAGUUAUUAUGACAAUCAUAACAACUCAUCAGAAGUUGUCAGUUCUUCAGGAUCUACAUCUGCAGUAUGUAGUCCAAUGAGUUCAUCAGGAAAUGAUGUGUUUGGAUCACCUUCUCACGGCUAUCCGUGUCCUCAAAAUAUUCCUUAUGAUCAGGGUCCAGCUUUUCAACAGGCAAGUAGACUGCAUCAUAUGCAGCACAGAAAUAAUAAUUAUCAUGAAGUAACAACUACAGACUUUGUUCAGCUUCUUGGUGCAGAACAACACUUCCUUGCACCUGACGCGCAGUAUGAGACUAUACCUCAACAACAACAACAACAAAACAUAGCACAAAAUCCUCAGGUAUACCAACGUCACAUACACCAACAAAAUUUUCCUCCAACACAACGAGAAGACGUCAAUGGCAACACACCUACAAAUAGUCCAGGAAAAAAUCUCUCUUCCACUCGACAAGGAGGUAUAAUAGUUUCAUCAGCGGCCCUGAACGUCGGAGGAAGUCUGACUUCUCCAGCAAGAAGACGACUGAACCUCCCCCUGCACGUCACAUCGGCUGUCAGUGGAAACAUGAAUGUUAUUAGCACUUCAAACAACAAUACAAUUGUAGAAAGCAUAUACCACACUGCGACAAGCACCGAGGAAGAGGAGUCGGAAUCACAUCAACCUCAGUCAUCAUCUAAUUAUUAUCAUUGGGAGGAUCUUUUUCCAUCAAAGCAUGAUCUCUCUGACCUUACCAAACUGCAUCAGUGA
Messenger RNA from Zootermopsis nevadensis, 4229 nucleotides. Lineage: Eukaryota; Metazoa; Arthropoda; Insecta; Blattodea; Termopsidae. The record is from RefSeq and is a predicted model, not a curated record.